AUGUUGAAAUACAUAGUGUUCGUUUUACUUACAGUGAUACCCAAGUCAUUGUUCCAGGCAACAAUGUCGUAUGAGGCGAUCCUUGUUUCAGUGAUCAGUUCAGAGAACUCACGGCCAUUUGACUUUUCAAAUCUUCGACUGAUUGGUCGUGAGCGUAUUUUGAACGGGACUUUUGAAAUUCUCGAGGAUGUUGACGAUACAAAUUAUCAAUUAGCUGUGGACAUUUACACCAAUUCUGCUCGCGAUGGCAACUAUAAGCUAAUGCCUUUUGCCAUUUCACGUCAAGGAGUGUGUACAAUCUACAAAAAGUAUGGUUUCUAUUUGAGGGACUGCAUCAAAAAUGGCAUUAACACCGAUUUACAUAUAAACACAACUUCUUGCCUAUUUCCCAAAGGAAAGUACUAUUUAAAAAACGUUACUUUAAACGUUCAAAAUUGGCCAAAAAUAAUGCAGCGCGGCCUUUGUCGACACGUUUCCACUUUCUAUAAAGAUGAUGUACCUGUUGGCAUAAUUAAUGUUACAUCCUCCAUUGAAGACCGUGCUCCAAAUGUAUUUGGAAUGUAA
Drosophila teissieri is the source of this 564-nucleotide messenger RNA. RefSeq lists its product as uncharacterized. Lineage: Eukaryota; Metazoa; Arthropoda; Insecta; Diptera; Drosophilidae. The transcript has 2 exons. Bases 1 to 564 code for a protein of 187 amino acids. The record is from RefSeq and is a predicted model, not a curated record.